GAGAACCAAUGGGCGUUUAGGACGCAGAGGCUCAGCUUAUAAAUGACAAGGUGACUGUUUGGCUCGUUCUACACUCAUUGACUGCCGCUGUGAGCGUAAGCAGCUAAUAUCGGACUCUCGGAAACCCCAAACUAAGCGGUUCCAGCCAUGUAUGCCUGCGCCAAGUUCAUCACUUCUCCUGCUGUGCUCCGUGGGGGGUCCAGAGUCCUCGCCCGGCCAGUCUCAGUCUCCCUGUUUAACAGACCUGAAGCCACAGUGGAGCAACAGGCCUUGCUGCCUCUGAGCCAGUCCGUAGUCCUGUCCCGCUCUUUCCAGACCAGUGCGGUCUCCAGGGACAUCGACACUGCUGCAAAGUUCAUUGGUGCUGGUGCUGCCACAGUGGGCGUGGCCGGAUCAGGAGCUGGAAUCGGAACAGUGUUCGGCAGCCUUAUCAUCGGCUAUGCUAGGAACCCUUCCCUGAAACAGCAGCUCUUCUCCUACGCCAUUCUGGGGUUUGCUCUGUCUGAGGCUAUGGGUCUGUUCUGUCUGAUGGUGGCGUUCCUCAUCUUGUUCGCCAUGUAAACGUACAAACAACACCACUCCCUAUACUUCUGCUUCCCUCCAUCCCGGUCACCUCCGCCCGCUCCCUCGCUCCCUUCUAUCCGGAGGGUGGGUUUCAGAACAGGAACUCUGAGCCAGCAGAUGGGCCAUUCCAGUCAAAAAGAGGAAGAAAUAUUAAAAAUCAGAGGUUAGCAAAACCUCCAGUCCUACAUUUUUAUUUUCUGACACGUUUAUUUUUUUUUGUUUUUCUGAAAAUUUAUGUAAAACCUUACAUGGUUUUAAAAACAAUCUGUCCAGAAUAAAUGGUUGAAAUAACUGAA
Molecule: messenger RNA, 860 nt
Organism: Cynoglossus semilaevis (tongue sole)
Lineage: Eukaryota; Metazoa; Chordata; Actinopteri; Pleuronectiformes; Cynoglossidae
Gene: atp5mc1
Product: ATP synthase membrane subunit c locus 1
Exons: 5
Coding region: 148-561 (137 amino acids)
Biological process (GO): proton transmembrane transport; proton motive force-driven ATP synthesis
Molecular function (GO): proton transmembrane transporter activity
Source: RefSeq, a predicted model, not a curated record